This is a messenger RNA of Cotesia glomerata, 1812 nucleotides long. RefSeq lists its product as uncharacterized. Lineage: Eukaryota; Metazoa; Arthropoda; Insecta; Hymenoptera; Braconidae. The transcript has a single exon. The record is from RefSeq and is a predicted model, not a curated record. The coding region runs from base 156 to 1400 and encodes 414 amino acids.
GCCUGCAAUCAAGAAUGAUUACAUUCAACUAGACUGCAGCUGUUUCCAUGGUUAGUAUCCUUAUUGCCAUUCGCUAGCGAGCAUUAUAUCACUCUCGAGCAGCGCAAUUGAAAUACUUCAUCAUCCUAACAGAUUCUAAUACAACAGAAUAUAAAAUGUUCCAACCAAGUGAGAAAGAAGAGAUCAAAAUAUGGGUAGAGGACAAUGUUAUCCCAAAAGUGGCGCAGAAACUCCACAAAAAUUACUCAAAAUCUGACACCAUUUUAAAUCUCUCCUACCCUGAAGGUUUUUUACUCCUUUCUGCUGUAAUUUUCGCGGAGGUGCGCUUCAAUAAUUCAAAUUCAAAAGAGAAAGACGAAGUAGUGCAAUUAGUAAUAAAGCGACCUUCACUGUUAGAUUCAUUUAACAACAUCAUGCAUUUGGACGCGUUGUUCCACAAUGAAAUCCUGUUCUACGAAAAGUUUUCGCAAAGUGACAGUGUAAACGAAAGUGAGUUUCCGCGAUGUUUUUUAACCGCUGAAGACCUAAAAAAUCCUGCGGGAAUGAUAAUAGUGAUUGAGAACAUUGUAAAUCUUGGCUACAAAAUGUGUUUAAAAAGUUACGACAUACCUUUCGAGUACGUAAUUGCAGCCAUGCAAGCGAUAGGACGUUUCCACGGAAUGAGUUAUACAAUGAAGGUGCGUCAGCCGGAAAAAUUUGCGGAAAUAGUUGGCAAUCUUAUGGAGUAUCGCUAUUCCCCUGGAGAAACCUUUGGAACGUUCAUAAAUUUGGUGUCAGUGAGACCUGUCGAGUACUUGCGGAAAAAGAACUAUGAUCCGGUUUUUCUUGACAAAAUGGAGGGUUUUCUUUCCAAUGCAUUUGAUACCGUAAUGAUGAAAGCGGUAACCCCCAAAGAACCUCUUGCGACGCUGUGCCACGGUGAUUUCACCAGAAGCAACAUUUUCUUCCGCGAAAAAAAUGGCAGUUUGGAAACUAUGUUAAUUGAUUUCGCGAUGCUCAGAUAUUCCUCGCCGAGCAUUGAUGUGUCCACGUUUUUGUACUUGAAUUGCUCGACCAAAGACAGGAAUGAGCGAUUCCCAGAAAUUUUCAAGGCUUACUACAACGCUGUUAUUGGUUACCUGAAGGAGCAGAAGAUUGAAGAUUUGGAAAACUAUUCAGAGAAGAAUUUCAUGGAAGAUUACAAGCGUAAUGCGAUGUUUGGGUUCGUUAUUGCGAUGUUUUUCUUGCCGGUGAUUCGCGGAAUCUCUAAAGUCACUCCCGAAGAGGUAAAAGAGUUUGACAACGUAAAAAUGGCGAUGAUGACCAAGGAAGCGGGUGGUGAUGCUUUUUCAGAAGAAUUGGCGGGCAUUCUGGUGGACAUGCGGAACCACGGGUAUUUGGAGCACGUACUGCAAGUUUAGGAUGAAAAAUGCUGUCAGUUGAUGGUGAUGCACUCAAUAUUUUUUUGGGUCGUUGGAAAAUGAUAGAUGGCACUUUUUUUCGGAAUAUUCGUGUCACGUCGAUUAUUGGUGACAGACGCAACUAACGGACCAGAAAAGGAGAGAUGGUUGCCGCUUACGUGACUACGUUAAUAUUAACUUACGUAAUAUAACCUUCAAUGUGUAGUUAUAUGUGCAUGUGUGUCAGUAAGAGAUCGCGGAAAUUUGAAAACGUCGUAUAAAGCGAUUGUGUUUGAUAAAUGAUACCAAUGUCAUUAUAGUGUGAUUGGUUUUGUAGAACAUAAGAUGUAUAAGGAAUUUUCUUGGUUGAUUUAUUCUGUUUUUUUACACUGAUACAACGAUUUAUUAACUAUUUAUAAUUUAAUUUAUUUGA